Messenger RNA from Pygocentrus nattereri (red-bellied piranha), 1606 nucleotides. RefSeq names its product leucine-rich repeat, immunoglobulin-like and transmembrane domains 3b (gene lrit3b). Gene Ontology annotation, molecular function: protein binding. The transcript is spliced from 5 exons. Bases 71 to 1396 code for a protein of 441 amino acids. The record is from RefSeq and is a predicted model, not a curated record. NCBI's taxonomy places the organism in Eukaryota, Metazoa, Chordata, Actinopteri, Characiformes, Serrasalmidae.
UCUAUGGCAUGGUGUUUGGGAUUGCCAUACUCGCGCUCAACUGCGUUCCUAGGACACCUGUCUCAGAGCUAUGCGCACAUUGCUAUGUGUUCACCUCCUUCUAGGCUUGGCAUUUGCUGUCAAUGCACAGAAUGACACAUGUCCAUCUUUGUGCACCUGUGCGUUCCACGGACGCAGCAAUGGAAAGGGACUCAGGACUGUACUGUGUAAGAAUCCUUCCUUGACAGCAAUCCCAGUCAACUUGCCCUCUGACACAGUGAAGUUCCGUCUGGAGCGCACUUCUGUUUCUCGGGUCUUCAGGGGGGCCUUUUCAACCUUGCCAGGCCUUGUAUAUCUCUGGCUUACCUACAACUCCAUCACCAUUGUCCACCCACGGAGCUUCACAAACCUCACGUUCCUCCAUGAGUUACGAUUGGACGGGAAUCUUCUGUCCACCUUCCCCUGGGAGGCCCUCAGGGACACACCCCGUCUCCGAACACUCGGGCUGCACAACAACCGCCUGUCACGAGUCCCUCCUCAAGCUGCACGUUUCCUUGGCAACAUUACCUACCUGGACCUGUCAAGCAACAGGCUGAGUACGCUGCCAAAUGAACUGACCACUCUCUGGCCUCUUACUACUCAAAGUGAACCCCAGCGCUCAAUGGUACUAGGUCUGCAGGAUAACCCCUGGCUUUGUGACUGCAGACUGUCCAUUUUGCUGGACAUCAGUAAGGCCCCAGAAUCUUCUCUAGUUCUGUUGGAUCGGUUCCUUACAUGUAUUGGCCCUCCCGACUUAGCUGGAGUUCCCUUCCAGAGCGUGGAUCUGCCACGCUGCCGCCGGCCCUCAGUGCUGACCUCUUCCACAAAGGUCACAACCUUACUGGGGAGCAACGUCCUGCUGCGCUGUGAUGCCAGAGGAUACCCUACCCCUGCUCUCAUCUGGAUCAAAUCAGCUAGACCUAAUCUCUAUAACACAGCUUGUUGCAGGCAGAUUGAAAAUGUGGAAAACGAGAAACUACCAAGAAAACUGCCAAGCUUUGCGCAGGAGUCUCCUCGUAAAGGACUACGCUGGUCAGUGAUCAGCCUGAAUGGGAUAUCAUAUAAAGAUGCUGGAGAGUACCGCUGCAGGGCUCAGAACAUGGCUGGCACGUCAGAGGCCAUCAUCAGUCUGAAUGUGAUUGGAGUCAUCAAUGGAAAUUCAGAUUCCAAAAAAACAGCUGCGCCCAAAUCUCCUUUAAAGCAGCCUCUCUCUGAAAGGAAGCCCAGCCAACGACUCCAAAAGACCCCCAGCUUAUUCCCUAAACAUGUCACUGGAGGCCUGCUCUCCACUCCUAAGAGAAUCCUGACCACCCCUAAAGCCAACAGGAACAAGAUGAAGAGAGACAGGACUGGAAGACCGAGCUUGCCACAAAGCUGAUUAUCCAAACCGAACAGGCCAAGCAGCUCACAUCCAAUUCCAAUCAAAUGCAACACAGCCAAACCAGACUUCACCUUAAAAAAUCAUCUGAAUUACUUGGUUGUUCUCAAAAUAAACCCCUGUUGAGGACAGUAUUGUUUCUGAACACUGUGUAUUUGCCGUUUCUUUUCAUUCACAUGUACAGCAUUGACCUCUCGAGGGCGUCCUUUA